Messenger RNA from Trichomycterus rosablanca, 3499 nucleotides. Its product is annotated as coiled-coil domain-containing protein 60-like. The transcript has 14 exons. The coding region runs from base 1631 to 3268 and encodes 545 amino acids. Lineage: Eukaryota; Metazoa; Chordata; Actinopteri; Siluriformes; Trichomycteridae. The record is from RefSeq and is a predicted model, not a curated record.
CUGGUGGGAGGUCUGGUAACGGAACCUCAACGGUGAGAACUCCAUCUCCAGUAAUGAAUGAGUGAAUACUUGUUGCUUCGAUUCCAUCAGGAAGCCUGUAGAUGCGUUAAAGAAGAAAAGUAGUCUCAGAAAGGUCAGGCAAUGAUGCUAGAAGAGAAGAGAAGUGAAGAGAAGCGAAGACAAGACGAGAAGCAAGAAGAAGAGAAGAGAAGAGAAGCGAGGUAAAGAGAAGCAAAGAGAAGAAGAGAAGUGAAAGAGAAGAGAAGCGAAGAGAAAGAGAAGAGAAGCGAGGAGAAAGAGAAGAGAAGCGAGGAGAAGAGAAAGAAGAGAAAGAGAAGCGAGGAGAAAGAGAAGAGAAGCGAGGAGAAGAGAAAGAAGAGAAAGAGAAGCGAGGAGGAAGAGAAGAGUUUUUUUGUUUUGUUUAUUUGGAUUUUAACGUCAUGUUUUACACUUUGGUUACAUUCAUGACAGACACACGGUAGUUACUCGUUACACAAGAUUCAUCACUUCUCAAGGUUAUAUUGAACACAGUCAUGGACAAUUUAGUAUCUCCAGUUCACCUCACUUGCAUGUUUUUGGACUGUGGGAGGAAACCGGAGCACCCGGGGGAAACCCACGCAGACAUGGGGAGAACAUGCAAACUCCACACAGAAAGGACCCGGACCGCCCCACCUGGGGAUCGAACCCAGGACCUUCUUGCUGUGAGGCGACAGUGCUACCCACUUAGCCACCGUGCCGCCCCGAAAGAGAAGAGAAGCAAGGAGAAGAGAAAGAAGAGAAAGAGAAGCGAGGAAAAUGAAAGCGAAGAGAAUCAAAGAGAAGCGAAGAGAAAGAAAAGAGAAGCGAAGAGAAAGAAAAGAGAAGCGAGGAAUAGAGAAGAGAAGAGAAAAGAAGGCGUGGUUCACAAUUUAAGUUUAAUUCAUCCCAGUAGUGGAGAACUGGAGCUUCUUUAGUCAAGCCAUGUCUUCAUAUAGAGGGAAGACUUCCCCAAAUUGUUGCCACAAUGUUUUUUUUUAAUGCAUUUUUCUCCCGGUUUAGCACAUCCAAUAUUGUCUUCCGCUGCUGACAGACUCCAGAUUUGCAUCCAAGGAGAGCACGCCGCUGCCCACGCCUUCUUUACACGUGUACAGCCCUCCUCUUCUGUCAAUCAGGGUCCUUACACAGCGUAUGAAGACCCACCCACCCACAUAUAGUCCGGUCCCCACCCUGCAGAUACCAUGGCCAAUUAGUAUCUGCCGCAGGCACUGCCAAUUAUGCCCACCAGAUGGCGCCCAGCCGACCGGUGGUUGCCACAAUGUUAAAAGCAUGUUGUUUACCCCAUAUCAGUUUUAUACACUUUAUAGCAACAGCUGUGGCGGAAACGACUAAAUUCCUUCAUACUUUUAACCAUUUAGUGUACAUGCAGUCCACAGUAGUUGAACACUCUGAGCACUUUGACCCCUGAACAAAGAAAAAUGGGGAUUUAUUUUCCUCUCGAACCGGUUUGAAAUGAUCCUGUUACCACUGGAGACUGAACACAGAACAGACGCCGGUUGCUCCGCAUGUUCUGUUCUGAGUUUGUUUGUCUUGUGAAUGACUUGAACACUUUUCAUACUUUCUUAUCCUAGUUUGUCUUUAAAAGCAGAGCGGCAUGUCGAAAACUCUACAGCACUGCCCAGUUUUGGACCUUGGACAGUUCUUGAAGAUAAAGGCGGUUCAUAAGAACCCAAACCGGGAGCCGGACGUGUGGCAGAACUUUCACCAGAGACACCAGACGCGGUGUGGAGACGGGGAAGAGAAACGUCGUCCAGAGCCCGAAAAUGUGCAGAAUUCGCCUCCAAGGUGGCUGCAGAUCCAGAACAGAGGCGACACCGACGCCCUCCGGAGGCAUCUGCGGCGCUCCAGGAAGCUGGUUUCUGCAGUGAAGCGAGGUUGUAGCUACUACCAACUCCUCCAGGAACAGGAGGAACAGAAGACAGAAAGGAGGAGGAAGAAAGAGGAGCGGAGAUGCGGCGAGCUUCGGCCGCCGUCCAGCGUCUCUGACUCGGACACGGACGACGAGGACGAGAUGUCUGCUGAUGGACGCGGUUCCUCAUCGCUGUCCAGACGAAGCAGGAAGAGACGGAGCCAGACGCCACGCCCCUUCACUCCAGUCCACCAGUCUCUGGCCUCGGAUCAGCCACAAGGUUUACCCGAGGCGUGUGUGUAUCGCCAGCUGUGCUGUCUGUGUUGGCUUCUGGAGUCUCUCAGUCUGGACCGGUCUGGAGGUUUUGGACCAGUGGCUUCCUGCUGGGAUGCUAAAUAUUCAGGCAGGAGUAGAUCUACUCUGAAAACUCAGAACAGAGAGAAGGUGAUUCAGACCGAGUGGGAACGCUUUAUUUCUCCACCCAAGUCUCUGCGGUCUGUGUUCAGGGUGGCUCGUCUGGCCUCUUCGACCCAAAAGUCUUUCACCCUCGGUGUAACAUCCUCAUCAUCCAUGGGUACCGCAUCGUCGCUAGGCAACAUGUCAUCUUGUGAUGUCACUGUUUCCACUGAAGAGAGCGAGUCGACAAGUGUCAUCAUGUCUGAGGCGGAUCCUCCGGUUUCUAAAUACCUGCAGAAGUUGCUGGACGAGGUCCACCAGAGCGUUCAUAAGGAGCUUUAUGGAUCACGCUUGGACGACAGUUCUGAUCCACACACGGUCGGCUUUAUGGCAGUCAGAGCUGCAGUUCCCAGUCAGAACGACACCGAUACAGAGAAGAUAGAGUCACACCAACCAGGAAGUUCCCAGCCUGAGCGUCCCUCUGAAUCCUCGCUGUCCAGCCUCAGGAAGGAGGCCGUGCUGGACAAGAUGAAGACGACGUUUGAAGCGAGAGCAGUAGAACUGAGACAGAAUUUAUCGGACGCUCUUAAUCGCAGUACCAGAUGUUUCUCCGCCACAGUGAUGGGUGUGACCUUAAAAUCAGGAGUACGGGGGACUGAAGACACCCCAGGAACACCGUACAGCACCCACUGGCUCUCGUCGUUAAUCAGCAGUCUCACCAGCAGUGAUCUCACACACUCCAGCAGGAAGUUGCAGUGUGUGUUAGACAAGCUGAACCAUUUUACUCAGGAGGAAACGCUGCGUAUCCGACCACAGACUUUCCUCAGGGUCCUGAACACACUUCCACCCUGGGAGCUCUGCUGCCCCGACCUGUGUGUGGCUAUUGAGAUAGUGAGGAGGAACGUAGUGAAGAUGCCUGCAGACGAGUACGACGCCUGGCUGCAGAGCAAGGUCGACCUGCCGAACAGCGUUAAACCCGACAGAUAGUUCCCGCUCGGAUCAGUAACGUAUGUUCUAUUUAUGCGGCACCAUCUGAGACGCCGGGUUAUUUUAGAACAUAAAUGCAGAGGUGUGAAAAAGUAUUCACCUUCUUUCAAGCUGCCGCUGCUGUUAACGUACGUCUCCAUACUGAAUGAUUUAUAAUGUUAUAUUUUUGUUUAAUGAUCUUAAAACAGGGACACAACACACAAAAGUAAAUAAAGGAAUUAACUACAAAUA